Molecule: messenger RNA, 425 nt
Organism: Drosophila rhopaloa
Lineage: Eukaryota; Metazoa; Arthropoda; Insecta; Diptera; Drosophilidae
Exons: 1
Coding region: 32-382 (116 amino acids)
Source: RefSeq, a predicted model, not a curated record
UACCCAAAAAUCCUAAUUUUAAGUCUCAACAAUGUCGUUGGAAUUGGUGCCCCGCCCUGAACCGGAGAAAAUCUACCUAAUAACCUAUGAGAUGAAUGUGCCUGAAGAUUCCGGUGAGGGCCUCCACUCAAUUGUGGCCCAGAAAGCCACCGAGUUGAUGGUGUGUGGCUACAUCGCGCAUACGCACUGUGGCCGCAAGGUGGGCGGUGAACUGGAGGGCAGUGAGACUGGCCUACAACUGAUGAUCGAGUGGCUCCUGGCCAAGAGCCAAGAGAACGAUCUGGGGGACGGGGAGAAGAUCAAAAGCCAGAUGACGGAGCCACGAUUCUCAGAGUGGAAGCUGCAAUCAGGGGCCAAAUACGAUGAUUUUUUCUGCUGUUGAGUGCUGCCAAGAGGAGUUGAUUAAAAAUCGCAAAUUGCAUUGG